Molecule: messenger RNA, 1689 nt
Organism: Ophidiomyces ophidiicola
Lineage: Eukaryota; Fungi; Ascomycota; Eurotiomycetes; Onygenales; Onygenaceae
Gene: PIN4
Product: Peptidyl-prolyl cis-trans isomerase pin4
Exons: 3
Coding region: 1-1689 (562 amino acids)
Cellular component (GO): cytoplasm; nucleus
Molecular function (GO): mRNA binding
Source: RefSeq, a predicted model, not a curated record
AUGUUUGAUGAUUUAUCCUCGCGCUACGACAUGUCUCUCGACAGAGCCACCCCCAGCCUGCCCUCCAACAAUUUCCCUUACGACGUAAACGGCGCCCAGACCUGGAAUGCGAAUGGCAUCGGCGCCGCGCAUACCUUGGGCAACAUUGGAGCCAAUCCGCUCUCUGCGUCUGCUCGCGGAAGAAGCGUGCGUGGCAGAACUGGCCUUCCUGCUACCUGGCUUGAUCAGCAGCAACCUUCGCCCAGUGCGUUCCCGCUUGCGCCUGGCCCCGUACAGGCAAAUCCGCUGCGCCCAGAAAACCACGGCCACCAUGAUGGAGGAGAGGAUGAGCUUAUUCCGACUGCAAUUGUCAUCAAAAAUAUUCCUUUUGCUGUUAAGAAAGAGCAACUCAUCCAGUUGAUGACUGAUCUAAGUUUACCAUUGCCGUAUGCCUUUAACUACCAUUUCGAUAACGGUGUCUUCCGUGGUCUCGCAUUUGCGAAUUUCACCUCUGCCGAAGAAACCGCAGCGGUGAUUGAAGUCCUCAACCAUUUUGACCUGAAUGGUCGGAAACUGAGAGUUGAAUACAAGAAAAUGCUUCCCGCGCAGGAACGCGAAAGAAUCGAGCGCGAAAAACGUGAGCGUCGGGGCCAGCUAGAGGAACAGCACCGCCCAAUUGCGACCACUCAGCUCCAGAGUCAGAAUUCAAUGUCCUCUCUGACCUCUCAUCUGCCCACGGCUUCGUCCUCGCCAGUUUCUCAGCGCACAGGAGGCCUUGAUAUGAACGAUCAAAUAACACUACAGUUCUACUCCCAGCUUCUCCUGUUUAAACAGGACCCCACUAGGGAGUCUGUGAUUUUUCCUUCGAACUUGGUGCCUUUGGAGCGCCGUAUUGUACACACCCUGGCUCAUAACAUGGGCCUUGGGCAUUCAUCUCGAGGAAGUGGUGAUCAAAGACAAGUACAUGUUUUCCGUAUUACAACUGGUACAAAUGUUAGCCCUCCAAUCCCAGUGCUGCCAGCCACCAUCCACCAAACGGAUUCAUCACGUCGAAGUCUCAACCGUGCAGCCACCAUAGAUUUCGGCGAGGCCAGGAAUGAUACAGCAAACCCCUUUGCCACCUUACGUAGCCAUCAUUCGGGAUAUCUCAGCGUGCUUGACUCCCCUGGAACCUUUGGUGGAAAUCCGCAAAACCUCCGCGCGGCGAAGUCCUUUGCCGACCUGCGUUCAUACACACCGUCUCCAGCACCAUCAACUGCAAGCUACCCAGCUGCCUUGCAUCCCAAUGGAACUCGCAUCCAGGGUUUUGAAAGUGCCGCAAGCGGAGCCUCUCACACACCUACCUUGACUCCUGCUCCAGGCUCCAAUAUUGUCAUGCCGCGGCCUGAAGAGAAUCUUCUUGUUAACACUUUUAGCUCACUUCAACUAGGCACCUCUGUUAGCGGUGGAAACUCCAGCCCAAGAAGACUCCGCCAAGUGUUCUCAUGGGAGCAACAGGAUACAAACCAAUCCUCUGCAACUGCUCCUAUUGGCAGCAACCGUGCCAUUGGUCUCGGCACCUUUGAUAGCCAAACUCAAGACCGACUUCCUCUUAGACAGCCCCGUGGACCUGCCCCAGAGAGGGGCUCCGGAUUUCGCCGGCCAAAUGGACACCAGUCCCGUGGCAGCGAUGAAAUCCAAAACGGCAGGCCCGAAAUUGUUGUCGAAUGA